CAACAAACGAGUCUCGACGCGCGCGGUUCAUGAAUCGCUUGCUCACAACUUGGCUAAAACCGAGCUGACAGCCAAAACUUGGUUCUCAAUGUUUAUUUGCUGCGCUGUAUUGAGAAGUGUUCAAAAUAAUUCUAUAAAAAUUAAAAACAAGUUGUUUAGCAGUUAACAAAAAGAAAAUAAAUUACUGAAAAUAUCUGUGCGGAAAAUAAAUAUAUAUGUAAAUGUAUUUGAUGGGCCUACAGUGAGAUCGAGUGUAAGCUUGCAGUGCAGUGCAGAGUGAAGUCGAAGUCGAAGUCGAAGACGAAGGCGGAGUGGAAGUGGAGUGCGCUCCACAUCGUUUAUAGAACGUGCAAAGCGCAAACAGUUCAACAAAUUCAUUUGCUAUAGGCCCCGAAAACAACAUGAAUUUCAAGCUGUUGUUCAGCAUGCUAAUGGAGUUGUAAAAGAGAAAACUGUUCAUUACUCGAAUGCCAUAUUAAGAGAACUUUCUUGGGGAGGAGCUUCACAGGCAGGAGGCGGAAUCGGAAUCGGCAGCAAAUUGAAAUUCAGGACAACUCGUCGGAUAACAAUCAAGCUGCAGUCGUUGGGGCGCAUGCUGGCCGUCUAGCGGUUCGCUGCCCACAGCCCACAGCCCACAGCCCACAGCCCACAGCCCACACCCCAUAGUCCACAGGCUUACACCCACAACAGUUCCUUGAUUUUCUGCCCCGGGCCCAAUGUAUGCCGGCCGGGCCACGCAAUUCGCAAAGACCAUCGGCAGCAUGGCCUGCAGCAUACAGAAACAGCCCACGCAGCCAGCAUCCACGGCUACCAUGUCCAUGACGGCUACGGCCGUGGGCAUUGCCGGAGUGAGCGGAGUGACCGGUGGGGGUGGUGCCACAGUGCCCUCCACGCCCAAGUCCAACAAGUCGGCGGCACAGCCGCGCGGCUCGCUGCCUACGGAUGUGCAUCAGCCGCCCCUAGAGUUUCAAUGGCCUCCUCCGUUGCCCGUUUCCAGUCACACGAGCAACUUGCGCCUCAAUAUGAUGAAUCAGGAUCCAAAGGACUUGCACACAGCACGAGCUAUUAUUGAAGAGCUGCGCUCGAAAGUGCGCUUCCAGACGGAGCACAUAAUGAAGUGGCGCAAGGCUUAUGCCAUACAGGUGCAGCAGCAUUACCGCUAUCAAAAAGAAAAAUCGGAUCAGAUGAAUUCACUGACGUCUCAGCUGCUGCUGCUAGAGGCGCGGCUUAAGCGGAAACAGAAGCAAAUCGCGAGUCUUUUGAGCCAUCGAGAGCUGACCAUACAGCGCCAGCAGAAGAUCAUAGAUACGCUAUCCACGCGCCUGGUGGACCACGGCCUGGAGAGCAUCGAGGCGAGCUAUGCCAAUGAGCUGGACUCUCUGAACGACUCCGACUCCGCCGUGGUGCUAGAGGACAUUGACUCGGACAGCAACAUGACUCUGGGCACGCGUCGCAAGAGCAGCGGAGGCGGCGGAUUGGGCGGCGUGCUUGCUAGUGACGGCAUCACCAUCGUGCGCUCCAUAUCGGAUGCCAUUGAGACGAAUCUGAAUAAGUAUGGAGCGGCCAGGCGCAACAAUUGCUAUCUGCGUCGUCCGGACAUACUGGAAACGGUGUACUCCGUGGAGGAGGAUCCGGAGCCGACCACAGACGUGGCCGAGAAGCGCGACAAGUUUAAGAAUCGAUCGGACAAGGCGCUCAGCUCUAGCUCCACCGAGGGACAGAUCGAUGGACCGUCGGAUGCCACGGACAGCAAAGCCAAAGAUACUUCCACGACAACGGCCAUGGCCGUGCCGCGUCGCCAGCUGGGCGCACUGAAAUGCUCGCCCAGCCACGAUGCCACGCCCUGCACGACACUGAGCAUGAAGGUACCACAGCUGCAACCCCAAAGUCCAAGCCCGAGCCCGAGCCCGACCCCAAUACCAAGCAGCAGCCCAGCUACGGAGCAGGCGAAUGGCAAGUCGCAGGUAACGACCUACAAUCGAGUCAUGUCGAACCAUCGAUCCGUGACCAAGCCAAAGGACGUGAAGUACAAGCGCAUCAACAAGGCCAAGUCCAAGAGUCUCGAGGAGCUGCGCGGCCGGCUCAAGAACCUGGUGGAGCAGCGACCGGGCCUCGAUGCCGGCUACACAGCCGGCAUGAUGCCCCAAACAGCGCAGUCAUAUGCGUGACACACGGAGCAACUCGUCGAAAGGCCGGUGCCAGCAGCGGAGGUAGAGGCGCCAGUGGCCCUAACUGCCCAGGCCAGCUUGUCUGCGGGCCAUACGCCGGAUCAGACGACGCCGCAGCGGCACAGCUGUCCCAAGCGCUCGUUGACGCUGCCUCGCAUACUGGUGCCGCAAUCGGUGCUAGGGGCGUCGCACUCCGGCAGCGGGGGAGGCACUGGGCGUGGCGGUUUCUAGCAAUUAAAGAAAUUUUUCUUACGCAAUUGUGAUAAAAAGUAAAAUUGUGUCUUGCAUUUUUCUCUCUCUCUCUCCUGUCUUUCUAUCUAGCUAACUUAUUGGUACACUCAGAGACAAUAGCUAGAAAUUUUUUAAAAUGAUUUAAUUAAUUAUAAUUGUUAAAUUAAUUAAUUAAAAAAAUAUUUCUAAUUUAUAGAUAACAAUUAUUACAAUUAAACAUUUUUUCUGAUCUGAUUUAAUCACAUUAUUUUCUCUGAGUGAAGUUUUCUUUUGUAACAUUUGUUUCCUGCGCUGUCUUUUUGUGUGACACUGAGAUACGGCAUUUAAUUUAAAUUAGUUUUACGUUUACUUUUAUGUUCAAAUGUCCUUUAUAAUAUAAUUUCACAUGAAUAAAUACAUAACGAAGCAUGCAUAAA
This is a messenger RNA of Drosophila mojavensis, 2815 nucleotides long. RefSeq lists its product as uncharacterized. Bases 717 to 2168 code for a protein of 483 amino acids. Lineage: Eukaryota; Metazoa; Arthropoda; Insecta; Diptera; Drosophilidae. The transcript has 5 exons. The record is from RefSeq and is a predicted model, not a curated record.